Mytilus trossulus (common blue mussel) is the source of this 942-nucleotide messenger RNA. RefSeq lists its product as uncharacterized. Bases 39 to 749 code for a protein of 236 amino acids. NCBI's taxonomy places the organism in Eukaryota, Metazoa, Mollusca, Bivalvia, Mytilida, Mytilidae. The record is from RefSeq and is a predicted model, not a curated record. The transcript has 3 exons.
UUUUCAGAUUUUUGCUGAGGUAGAGAACAUCAACCACAAUGACAUCAUUAAGUUUUAUUUGUACCAUGUUGUUUAAAAUACUUCUCCGAAUAAAUGGAUUGCCUUUAGAAUUUACAAUUACACAUCCAGAAGAUAAAUUGAUAUCAGCAGAAGGAGUAUCACUUUCACACGUCAAUUACUUACAGUUUGACGCAAAAGGUUCUAGUGAUGUGACCAUCUCAUUUCAUGACGAUCAGUUCCAUAUUAUUAUUGGAGGAUGGUAUACUACAUUAUCAGCGAUGUAUUUAGGAGAGUUUGUUUACCCACCGGCUGAUGAGUAUAGGGGAUCACUACUCAAUGCCUUGGAGUACAAACAGUUUUGGAUAUCGUGGAACUCAUUUCAGGUGUAUAUAGGCCUGGGGAAUGUAAGAGGCAUAGAUGUAAUAUUGUUUGGACAGCAACAAUGUCCGCUUAAAGUACUCGAUGCAACCUUUGGUGCAAAUUUUGGAGGGACUUUAGAAUACAGGGUAAAUCAGGCAGAUAUGAUUGGUGGUAAUGGCAGGUUUUGUGGACAAGAUACAUCAUGCGACAUCGUCAGCAUUAUAGUAUUUGUUGAGAGUAUGAGUAUGAUAGAAUGUGCUAUCAUUUGUAAGAUCACAACAGGAUGUACUUUUUUUGUCUUUAACAUUAAUUCACAUCAAUGCAAACUAUUUGAAAAAGACGUAGGGUCAAAUAUUUUAGUCUCAGAAAAGGUAUAUUGGGAAUGUUAAUCUACGAUGUGAUGAUUUGAAAAACUGCACCUUUUGUUUGUGUUGUUAUUGUGUUUGGUGUUGUUUUAUGUUGGAUGUUUGGAAAACGAAGUAAAACAUGAAAUACAAUGAUAAAUUGGUUUAUUUCACAAAGUGUAGAUAUAAUAUGCAUUUUAUAAAAAGAUGCAAUGAUAUACAAAUUUCGUUAUUGUGC